UUGAAUAAAUAAAAAAGACUUGCAUGGUUUUCAUCACUGGGAAGUUUAACAUUUUAAGAUGAAAAAGUCACCAAACUCAGACUACGGCGCGUUUAGCAAAUGAAUUUUACGUUCUAGAAUCUAGGGAUAUAAAAAUAACUAAGACAGUCAGCCCCUGAAGGAGUUUACGGCGCUGUAGUGCUGAACAGAUAGGCUGUACGGUUUCAUUCAAGGCCUUUGAGUUUCAGCCAACGGAAACAGGAGCUGUUAGUAACCCUGUAAUAGGGAACCCCGUAAAACCCAUUCUUUCAGGCUUUUAAUAAAGAAGUUGAGGUGGUUUGAUUUCCGCUGCCUUAGCAACACCGCGCGUUUCGUGUUCCUGAUCACACCGUUCCUAACUCUCUCUUGCUUGACUGACCCGCUGGAUUUAGUUUCUCUUGGAUGUCACUUUUGUUCCCGUUGAUGUUUGUUGACAAGCAUCUUUUUUUCCCCUUCUUAGUAAAACAGUGAAUUGGCUAUGGACUCCUGUUUCUGUUUUCAGUGGGGUUUUUAUUUGGACCUUAACAGAUGUACAAAUUUCGUUGGCAACGUCUACCCUUGUACCUUUGUGCUCUUGGAUUUGACAUGCACAAAUAAAGUAUAGCAGCCAAAACUUAUAAUAAACAUAAUUUAUUGUUGUAAUCAUAACAAAAGUGUCAUUAAAUGUGAAUAUGUAUUAGUUGAAAGAUUCAAAAUAGAGUGGAACUCUGUGCUCAAGCAGUUAAUAACCCUGGUGGCAGUGCUAUAGCUCGUUUUCAAAUAAUGCUCUGUCUCACCACAGACUGUGUUAGAUCAUUAUGAAACUAACAAGUGGUAGAUAUGUUUUGCUGUUUUAACUUAGGAAGAGUUUUGGUAACAGCAUUUUUUCCAGUGUAGAGUUAUAAGAGUUAAAUGAUAGUGUGAUAACAAUUUUGUUUAUCAGUAACAAAAUGAAGUUUCAGGUAAGAGAUAAAUUCUUUGUACUAUUGGAAAGUUUCUGUAGUUUUCAAUCUUAUCUUGGAUUGAAAAAUGUCUUUAAUUAAAAGAAUGGUUCAGUAUUUACAAGAUUCUUGUAUAAACUCAAAAGAACAAACUAACUUUCAAGGUUCAAAUGAACACUUCUGGCUACAUAAAAUGUUGCUGUUUCUCAAAAAUGACAACUUUCUUUUAUUUUGCAGAGAUGGUUUAAAGCUUGAAACUGAAUUAUUGGAUGGAAAAACCAAGCUAAUAUUGUCCCCAUAUGAACAUAAAUCAAAAAUUUCUGUGAAGAUGGGAAAUAAGACCAAGAUUGCAAAAUGUCCUUUAAGAACAAAACAAACUGGAUAUGUUCUAAGAUCAACACAAAAUACUUGUGUCAGGAGUGAAAAACUUUUACAAAAGAAGAGAAUUGGUUCAGAAACUUCACUGGCAGAAGGUGAAAAAAAUAGUAUGACUUUUUCACCCACUAAGGAUUUAUGCAAGCAGUAUGCAGAUAAAGAUUGUCUUCAUAUCCAGAAAGAAAUUUCACCUGCAACCCCUAAUAUACAGAAGUCUAGAAACACCAUAAAUACAUCUCUAGUAGCUAAAGAGAAGCCUUGCAAAAAACACAUCACAGCUGAAAACAUGAAGAGCGGUUUGGUGUGUCUAACACAAGACCAACUACAACAGAUUUUGAUGACAGUAAACCAAGGAAAUAGAUCUAUUUCCCUGACUGAGAAUGGAAAGGAGGAGGAAAGAAUCACCAGGAAGAGGCCCUACAACUGGUUCGGGGACCAGGUAGCUCCUAUGCGUUUCCAAGGUGCUCAAGAUCAGUACAGUCUACCUUUAAAUAAUAUUCCUAAUCAGCCAAAGGACAAGAACAUUAUGGGACUAGUCCAGAAAACGGAGGCUGUUUCGUCUGUUCAGGAUGAAAAUCAAUCUGUUUUAAAUAAAAAUCAGGAGACGUCUAAACAGUAUGAGCAGAAAAUUGCCACAGAGAAUCUAUGGAAACCAGCUGACAUAUUCAGUACUCUGGGGGAAAGAGAACGUGAUAGAAGUUUGUUGGAAGCAAAAAAAGCCCAGUGGAGGAAAGAGCUUGAUGAACAGGUUGCUUUAAAGAAGAAAGAAAAAGAAGCCUCUGAAAAAUGGAAUAAUCCUUGGAAAAAAUCAGAAAGUGAUAAAACAGUAUGUGAAAAACUUGGAAUUUUUGACCAAUCUAAGACUUCUGCUAGCUCUUCCAGUGUUCUGUCACAGUCUCCUAUUCAGGUAGCGCUGAUCCAGGCUGAUGGGCACUCAUUACCUAGAGCUAGUCAGAUAUUAGAGGAAGCAGUACCACUGGGGCACCCUUUCAGUGCUGUGAAACAAGAACAGCAGAGAAAAUGGAUUGAAGAGUUGAACAAGCAAAUAGAAGAUGACAGGCAAAGAAAAAUAGAGGAAAAAAUUAUAUCUUCAAAGGGUGAGGAACAUGACAGAUGGGCGAUGCAUUUUGAUUCAUUAAAGAGCUAUCCUGGUUCUCGGUCUCAGUUGUCUUCUCAGUCAACACACAAACAACCAGAGUACUUCUGUGUCUCUCCGGACACUCAGGAGCUGGCUGAUAUCAGCAGUGUUUGUACACCUACAACUGGAACCCAUGUUGAACCUUCAGAGGAGGAGCAUUUAGUAAAACCUGUUGGAGAUGUGGCUAUGGCAAACAGUCAAAAAACGAACUUUCUCCGUUCCAUGACUGCUCUCUUGGACCCAGCUGAGAUAGAGGAACGAGACAGGCGGCGACAAAAACAGUUAGAACAUCAGAAAGCCAUUACUGCUCAGGUAGAAGAGAAGCGCAGGAAGAAGCAGCUGGAAGAAGAGCAAAGAAAGAAGGAAGAACAAGAAGAGGAGCAUCGUUUAGCACGGGAACGAGAAGAGAUGCAGAAACAGUAUGAAGAAGACAUGUUUAAGCAAAAACAAAAGGAAGAAAUCAUGACUCUCAAGACAAAUGAGCUGUUCCAGACAAUGCAGAGAGCGCAGGAGCUGGCACAGAGACUGAAACAAGAACAGAGAAUCCGAGAGUUGGCUCAAAAGGGACAUGACACCUCUAGAUUGAUUAAAAAUCUUGGUGUUGAUACAAUACCAGUGGAAUAUAAUGCAUCUACUAACAACAUUUCCAAUUCAAGACAUGGCUUGGAUGAAGUCAGUGGUAAAUGUAAUAGAUGUAUCAAUUCUGUGAUCUCUCCCAAGAAGGAUACUGGUGUGCAAACAGAUGACUUAAAUACAGGAAUAUUCACCAAUGCAGAAUCAUGCUGUGGAUCAGUAAUAGAGAGGGAAAUUAUAAAUUGUUCAUCUCCCGAGAUUCCUGCAGAAUUUAAUCAACAGUUUAACACUAAGAAAAACAAACAAGUAGUAUUAAGUAGGGAUAAAGGAGCCAACUUAGAAAAAGAAAACAGUUGGUAUAAUGACCAAUGUAAUCAGUUCACAAGAACAGAGAAACAAAUGAAACAUAUGAAGAAAUCUCCUAAAAGGCCUGAUUGGAAUAUAAAUAAGCCAAUCAAAAGGUAUAUCCCAGCAUCAGAAAAGUACCCUAAACAGCUUCAAAAGCAAAGAGAAGAAAAAAAGGUAAGAAGGCAGAUGGAACUGCUUAAUUUGGUAGAAAUAAAUAAUUCCGGACACCUCUCUCAAAAUAGAGGCACUUCACCAGAAGUUUUUCAUUCAUCUCAUCAAGAAACUGAGCCAAGGUUCAAGUGGCAUCUAGUCAAAAAGGAAGAAGAGCCUCUGAAAAUUAAUUCUUUCAGCAAGGAAAGGUCUCAGUCACCAAAAGUUCCAGCAGUGAACAACAGAACACAACAAACUCAGACGCUGAAAAACACUAAUUACGAGAGAGAGAAUCUUAUCUCAGGAGGCAAUCAAACGGCAACAUCACCUGGAAUUUCUGAACCAUCCCAUUUUAUUCCCUAUGUCCGAACCAAUGAGAUCUAUUACCUUGAUCCAGAUGCACCAUUGUCUAGGCCUUUAACUCAGGAUCCUCAGUACCAAAAUCCAUAUAACUAUGACCAAGAACGACAGCUGGUUGACUCUGACCAUGUGAGGGACCCACUUCUUAAUCCUAACUUGGUGAAAAACAGGGAUCGACAGCAAGCAAUCCUUAAGGGACUAUCAGAACUGAGACAGGUUAAGGGGAGACAAAAGUUGUGAGGUCAAGUGGAAGGAAUAUGAUGCAUACCUUCACCCACCUAUAUAGUGGCCACAUCUUAUUUCAGCAUGGCCUUGUAUUAACCACUAAGGUUAGUGCAGUCAAGAUAAACGUAGGAUGUCUCUCAGUGUGUCUCAUUACCAUGUUAAGAGCAUUUGGGGAACAGGAAGAGAGGGAUCUCAGCUUCAUAGUUGUGGAAACUUGGUUUUGAGAAAAGUUAUCCCUAUUGGUUUUUAUGCUAAAAGUAGAAUCUUACAGAUACAUAAUAGUUAUACAAUAUCCAAAUCUAGUGUAAGAAUUACUGAAAUUUUUUGAGUGAAUAAAAUUCAACAUGACAAAGAUAAAGCUUAAGUUAUUGCAAAGUAACUGAGCUUAACACAAUGUUUUCAAAGUAAAUAUAAAUCUGGAUUAACAGGACAGAAAUGUAAAAGAGGAAUAAUUUGCAAGUCUGCUGCACACCUUACUAACAUAUCAAUGUGAUUUCAGGGCCUUCUCCAGAAGCAAAGGGAGUUGGAAACUAAUCUCAUGCCUUUAGCUGCAAAUCAAGAAGAGAAUUUUAGUUCUACGUUUUAAAUGUAGACAAUCAAAUCCUUCACAUUUGAUUUGUGUCUUCCAAAUUAUAAAAUGUGCUUGUUACUUAACUGUAUUUUUUAAAUAGCCUAGAUUUAUUUUUUAAAUGCUUAUUUAAAAUGUGUACAUUAUAUAGUAAAAUGCUGUGUAUAUAUAUAUUUUUUACAAUAAAACAUACUUUUGUAAAAGCUUA
This is a messenger RNA of Equus caballus (horse), 4883 nucleotides long. The record is from RefSeq and is a predicted model, not a curated record. NCBI's taxonomy places the organism in Eukaryota, Metazoa, Chordata, Mammalia, Perissodactyla, Equidae.